Messenger RNA from Olea europaea var. sylvestris, 621 nucleotides. RefSeq lists its product as uncharacterized. The transcript has 3 exons. NCBI's taxonomy places the organism in Eukaryota, Viridiplantae, Streptophyta, Magnoliopsida, Lamiales, Oleaceae. The record is from RefSeq and is a predicted model, not a curated record. The coding region runs from base 1 to 621 and encodes 206 amino acids.
AUGGCUAAGGCAUUUGAUAGGGUAGAGUGGGACUACUUGUUGGCUGUCUUGAGAGCUUUUGGUUUUGCUGAAGGUUGGGUCUCUCUUAUUCAUAAUGCUAUUUCUUCCUCUAAAUUUUCAGUAAAAAUUAAUGGAGAACAAGCUGGCUUCUUUGCACCUACUCGGGGUCUUCGACAAGGAGAUCUUCUAUCUCCGCUAUUGUUCAUUCUUAAUGAUUUUCUAUUGUUCACCAACGGGUCUAGGGGCUCUCUCAAGGUGUUGAUGGAAUUUUUGCAUUCUUAUGAGAAAGUUUCUGGUCAAUUUAUAAAUACUCAGAAAAGCUCUUUUAUUGUCAGUAGAAAAACAGCAUUUUUUCGUCGGGGGAUUAUUGCAUCUGUUACUAAUUUUCAAGAAAACUCUCUACCCUUCAGCUACUCAGGGGCCCCACUAUUUUAUGGUCGUUGCACUUCCUCGUUAUUUGCUCCGAUGGUCGACAAAGUUCAUAAAAAGGUUGCAGGCUGGAAAGGUAAACUACUUUCUUGGGAAGCGAAGGAAAAAUCUCAUUUUGGUAUGCAAACUGGACAGGUUUUGGCUCUUUAUAUGACCAAGGCUGGAUUGUUAAUGAACCAAGGUUACAGUUGA